UCAUUUAGUUUUUGAAAAGAAAUAAAAGUCACCGUUCCCGAAUCAAAAUUUGUUUUAAAAUUUUAAAGCCAUCGCAAAAGCGUGAAGACAACGUGUGAAAGUGCGGUUCAGUGAAAAGUGCACAGCGCAUUUGAAAACCAAUCAGAUUCUCAAUCGCUAAAGCGAUACCCAUAUGAUAUAAUCGCCAAAAACCCUAUUCAAGUACAACGCGAUCUAUAGACUACGACUACUGAGAGAGGAGAGGCAGCAGAAGGACAAUAGUCUGGAUUCUAGAAUCUGGAUUGAAACACUCGAACUCAAACACAGCAAAUUCAAAAAAAGGAGCCACAUUCAGAAGCUGUCAAGCACCUUCACUUCAAGUUUCAAAAAGAGCAGUCGAAGCGAAAGCAUUUUCAUACAUUUUCAUUGGGCAUUUUGUGAGGAAAUCAACAACUUCACAUAUAAAGGAAACAAUACCAUUUCGGUUAUAGCCAAGAAUUGGGCACAGUAAAUCGAAAAGAAAAUUUUACAAAUUAACACCAAAAGUGCAAGUCAUCAACACACGCUCAUUUUGCAGAAAAGAAAAGUGAGUUUACGAAUAGAACAAGUUGAGCUACUAGCUACCAGCUACCAGCUACCUCAGCUACACUACAGAAGUGAACUAGUGCCCAUAGCUGAUAGCUCGCUCCAUAGCUCCGCCGAGGAUCAAGUCCCAGUCUCCGGUCAAGCGCAAUCUCAGGGUCCUCAGAGUCCCUGACAAGCAGCACCAACGGCGUCCCAGACGAUUGUCUUAUCCAGCCCGGACAACGCAGCCGCGGCUCGCAAAACCGAGACCAUGGCAGAGGUGCUCAAUCUGGAGAGCAUCAUUGCCCGCCUGCUGGAGGUGCGUGGCGCCAGGCCCGGCAAGAAUGUGCAGCUGUCGGAGGGCGAGAUCCGUGGACUGUGCCUCAAGUCGCGCGAGAUACUGCUGGCUCAGCCCAUACUCCUCGAGCUGGAGGCGCCGCUCAAGAUCUGCGGCGAUAUCCAUGGCCAGUACUAUGAUCUGUUGCGUCUAUUCGAAUACGGCGGCUAUCCGCCGGAGGCCAACUAUCUAUUCUUGGGCGACUACGUGGACAGGGGCAAGCAGUCGCUGGAGACCAUCUGCCUGCUGUUGGCCUACAAGAUCAAGUAUUCGGAGAACUUCUUUCUGCUGCGCGGCAAUCACGAGUGCGCCAGCAUUAAUCGAAUCUAUGGAUUCUACGAUGAGUGCAAGCGCAGAUAUACCAUCAAGUUGUGGAAGACAUUUACCGAUUGUUUCAACUGUCUGCCCGUGGUGGCCAUUGUGGAUGAGAAGAUCUUUUGCUGCCACGGCGGACUGAGUCCGGAUCUCACUUCGAUGGAGCAGAUCCGCAGGAUUAUGCGACCCACCGAUGUGCCCGAUCAGGGACUGCUAUGCGAUCUGCUCUGGUCCGAUCCGGACAAGGAUACCAUUGGUUGGGGCGAGAACGACCGUGGCGUCAGCUUCACCUUUGGCGCCGAGGUGGUCGUCAAGUUUCUACAGAAGCACGAUCUCGAUCUGAUCUGUCGUGCCCACCAGGUCGUCGAGGAUGGUUACGAGUUCUUUGCCAAGCGCCAGUUGGUCACCCUCUUCUCCGCCCCCAACUAUUGCGGUGAAUUCGACAAUGCCGGCGCCAUGAUGUCCGUGGACAAUACCCUCAUGUGCUCCUUCCAAAUCCUCAAGCCCGUCGAGAAGCGCAAGAAGUAGAAGCUACCAGGAUCUGUGGACCUCUUCCAGAUCUUUAAUUUUACACCAUAACACUAGCAAUCGCAUAUACCACUCCCAUUCACAUUUUAUCACAAAAUCCUACACGAAAUCGGUUCGAAAUCAUACUUUCCAGACCCAUCCCUCACUCUUCAAUCGGAUCAAAGAAAUGGCCCAGCUCCAGCGUAUAUCUCCAAGAAUCCACACUGUGAUAUUAAACAAAUCUAAUCAAAUGCGGUUUUUUUUUUUAAGAGAAUCAAUACUGAGUUAAUGGAAAGUAAUGCUUUUAACUAUUACAAAUAUAAAUUCCA
This is a messenger RNA of Drosophila santomea, 2031 nucleotides long. RefSeq names its product serine/threonine-protein phosphatase alpha-3 isoform (gene Pp1-13C). The record is from RefSeq and is a predicted model, not a curated record. NCBI's taxonomy places the organism in Eukaryota, Metazoa, Arthropoda, Insecta, Diptera, Drosophilidae. Gene Ontology annotation, molecular function: protein serine/threonine phosphatase activity. Gene Ontology annotation, cellular component: cytoplasm; nucleus. The transcript is spliced from 2 exons. The coding region runs from base 815 to 1723 and encodes 302 amino acids.